CUCUGUCUGUCUACCUGUGUGUCUGCAUGGUUAUGAAGCUAACAAAGGAAGUGGCCUUGUGCUGUGUGAUGUGUGUAUGUGUGUGCGUGCACGUCGAAGACGCGUCCGUCGCCGCGCUGCGCCGUCGACUGAGACCUAGAAUCUUUUUCUUUUCUCUUCUUUUGCAUAAUGCUGUGUUACGUCAAAUUCUCAACGUGCGACUUUCGCGACACGUCAUCACGGUCUGUACCAUGUCGGGAUACCGUACCGUCUGUCAGUCGCAGGUGACGAAUCGAACGAGAUGAUAUGUUUCUAGCCGUACUCGAAUAUAUUGUUUACCUUUUUAAAAAUGCAUCUUUUUAAGACCGUGCAACCGGCACACUUGGUCCGUGUAGAGUGGAGAAGUGCUCGCGCGUUUGGCUCGGAUACGCCGUGUCCGUCGAGACGAAGUGCAGACGCUGAGGUCUUUCCUAGUGACUAAUCCUGUGUGUGUAUUUACAGACAGUGUGUUUGAUGACCGCAUAUUUUGUACUCGGUCACACACAACUCUGAUUUGAAGGCGCUGCAGUGGAUGCUGUUUGUGGUUGGGGUUCGUCUAACUUUCUGUCUGUCUGUCUGUCUGCCUGCCAGGAAGUGUCUGUCUGUUCAUCCGUCCAUCCCAUCUAUCUACCUAACUAUCUAAAUCCAUCCCAUGUGUCUGUCCAUCCCGUCAUCUGUCUAUCUGUCUGUCUGUCUAACAGUCCACCUGACUCUAGAUCUGUCUGUCUUUCCAUUAGUACGUCUAUCUGUGUCUGUAUAUCCAUGUAUCUCUUAAUUUCUGUUCCUUGAGUACGUCUGUUAGUGUGUCUGUCUGAUUCUGUAUCAGUGUCCGUCUAGGUAUAUAUGUACAUAUCCGUCUGUCUGUCUUCACACCGCUCGUCUUCUUCUAGUCAUACGCAGUCAAACCAGUAUUUAUGGUAUUUGUCUUCCUUUGUGAUAUCCAGUUUCUUUGUCUGACCAGUAACCGCACAGGAACGUGUAAGGAGAGCCGAUUCGUAGAACAAUUCAGUCCGCUUCUAUUAAUCGCGUAGUUUCGAUAUGGCACGCACAGGCAACCGAGGGCAAAUGAAGCUCCGCCGAUGAAUAUUUGAUCGUCUCAGGAGAAGUGGUGCUUGCUCAUCCCAUCCACAGUCGAGCAGGCAGACGAUCUGAUUGAUUUUCACCCCAGGAAGGGGCUCGGGACUUGUUUCGAGCUAACGCCUUGGAUCAAGAGCGAAGGCGUUAACAGACUCCUUGUUCUUCGCUUUAGUUCGGGCAGAAUUCAAAUUUCGACCGUACUGACCUCACUGACUUGACUCGUGUAAGUUCAGAUCUCUUCAAGUCGCUGCAAGAACAUCAGCUUGGAGUUUCAAAAUGAGCCGGACGUCACGUCUUCUUCUAGAGCAGGUGACUUUAUCGCCGCGCGUCUCACCUAAAGAUUACGGAUCUGUUUCGCUGGUAGUUCUUAGAUAUAAUAUCGCAAACCUCCAGUCAGUCGGGUAGGACACUGACCGCUGAACCACUACAUCCUGUCAAGCUAAUUCUCAAGAACUCACCGUCACAUCCUCCGCUAAAAAUAGCCAUCUGCUGCAUACUUGCCAUCCCUAACACGAGGCCCGCGACGACUGAACGUAUAUCCGAUGGAUCGGUAGAAUGUAUCCGGAGCUCAGCCUUAUUGCCUUAUUAUAGUGUGCACUAAUUUUGACAGUACCUAGUCAUCUCAGAAUAAGGUCAAAACAGUGGCUUUUUUUUUUUGAUCAGAGAUCCCAUUUACGCACUUGUGGUCGACUAUCGUGAAAAAUCGUCUGGGGUUUUGAGCUGAUGAGCUCUUUUCAGUUGGCGUACACUCAGCUGGUUGCGCAUUCAGCACACAGGAAGGAUCAAGAGAACGAUAUACAUCACCCGCUGAUCAACACCAUGACGCAAUCAGCUGAGGAUCUGAGGAACACCCACACGAGCUUGAGAGGGCUGCUUCUUGAGCACGAAACAGAAUCAUAAAGCGCUAAAUCAGAGUGGCGACGCUGAGCGCCGUGUAGAUAACCUAAACACUGACAUCAUCGGCUGAUUCUAUGGCCAACCUGGAAAGUCCCGGUGAAAUGUGAAAUAAGAAAUUCAAUCAAGGUGUGUGCGGUAUGUCCGUGGAUGAGCAGCCGGAGGGCCCGAUGUACGUGUAUGAGUCGACGGUGCACUGCUCCAAUCUCCUGCUGGGCCUGAACGAGCAGCGUGAGCGCGGUCUGCUCUGCGAUGUCACCGUGCAGGUGGAGGGCAAGCAGUUCCGCGCCCACCGUGCCGUGCUGGCAGCCUGCAGCGGGUACUUCCUGCAGGGCCUGGUGGCACAUGGUGACAACGAGCUCAUCUUCACCAUGCCCGAUGAGGUCACUGCCAGGGGCUUCGCUCCAUUGUUGCAGUUCGCCUACACAGCCAAGUUGCUGCUCAGCCGGGAAAACAUCCAGGAAGUGAUACGCUGUGCCGACUUCCUGCGCAUGCACAACCUAGAGGACUCCUGCUUCCGUUUCCUGGAGGCACAGCUGCGGAGUGAGGAAGACGGGGCCCUGCUCAGCCAAAAGGUGGCACCAGAGAGCAACCAUUCAGAAGAUGAGAGCAUGCAAGCUGAGGCAUCGGCCAUGACAGCGAAUGCACCAGAGACUUGGGCCGCUUCUCCACGCUCUCGCCGCCAUCCAGAUGCCCUCACUGCUCUGCGGCGGCCAGAUCAUGAGCGGCUGGCAGUCAACGCUGACUUCCCAGAUGGCCAAGUGGACUCAGAACAGCAGGUCCCCUCGGAUCUGCCACGUUACCCCAAGUACAGGAAGUGGGAUAAGCACAACCGCAAUGAGAGCUCCUCACAUACCAGUAGUACCUCAGGUUUCCCAAGCACAUUGCUCAGCGGGCCAGCCGUGACUCACAUCAAACAGGAGCCGCAGGAGGGCGAGGACGAGCCCAUCACACUGGGUCUGUCAGGCGACGAGGAUGAUGGCAGGGACAAGGACAAUGGCACGGUCGACAUGGAGUUGGAUGGCAAUGGACUGCAUGGUCUCUUCAAGCACGGCAUCUCUGAAUUGGCCAACACUUCCCAGCAGCUUAAUUCCAGCAGACUGGCCUGUGCCCAGGUCAAAGCAAGCACUCAGGGAGAGCACAAAAAUGACUACAGGCCUUCGCAGGUGCCUGUGGCCUUCCCCAAAGAUGCUGACAGCUUCUCCACGGGACUGUCUCUGAGGCCGGCGUCCUGUGAUGGUGUAUGUAAGCAGGAUACGGAGUUAGACCGGCGCAGCGUCAUCUUUUCGUCAGGAGCCUGUGAGCAGCUGCCCACACCUGCCCAUUCCUACCCAGGCAACAACUCCCAUGACAAGGAGUUGGCCAACCACCUGCCCAAAGGACUGUGUUUUGGAGGCAGCCAGUCGCUGCCUAGUUCGCAGAACUUUACCUCCGGUGCUGCUUCCGGUGACGUGCCGAUGCUCAUGUGCCGCCAAAGGCCCAACACCAGCUGCCCUGUGCCCAUAAAGGUGUGCCCACGCUCACCGCCCUCCGAGACACGCACCCGCACCUCCAGCUCCUGCUCGUCGUAUUCCUAUGCUGAGGAUGGCAGUGGUGGCUCUCCCUGCAGCCUGCCCCAGUUCGAGUUCUCCUCGUCACCCUGCUCCAACAUGACUCGUUGCAUGCCAACUGACCCACAGGAACUGGGCACAGGUACUGACGCGCUGUUCGGCCCAGCAAGGCCAAAAAUCAAGUGCGAGCAGGCAUACGGAACCAACUCAAGCGAUGAAUCUGGAUCCUUCUCUGAAGGAGACAGUGAGUCCUGCCAUGUUCAGGAGCAAGGAUCAGAAAUCAAGCUUCCUUUCCCCGUCGAUCAAAUCACAAAUCUUCCACGCAACGAUUUCCAGAUGAUGGUGAAGAUGCACAAGCUGACGUCAGAGCAGCUCGAGUUUAUCCACGACGUGCGCCGACGGAGUAAAAACCGCAUCGCCGCCCAGCGCUGCCGGAAGAGGAAACUCGACUGCAUCCUCAACCUGGAGUGCGAGAUACGCAAACUGGUAUGUGAGAAGGAGAAGCUGCUGACUGAGAGGAAUCAGCUGAAGGCGUGCAUGGGCGAGCUGUGGGAGAAUUUCUCCUGCCUGUCUCAGGAGGUGUGCCGGGACGUCCCACUGAGCCCCGAGCAAGUCCAGUCUCUCCAUCACUACUGCCCCGUCCUAAGGCCCACCUCCGACAACACCUCCCCCGCCCACCCGUCAGUGCCGCCCACCAGCAUCGACCUCACCACCAACUCCAGAGCCGCCACGCCCGAACCUGAAUUCGUCAAACCGCCUACUACAAACGACACGCACCAGGCACCAGCAGCAGCCCAGUGUCACGUAGGGAAUGGCGAGGGGGAGGAGACGUCAUCCAGCUCCGCCUACAUCGAGGCAGGUCAUUCCUUGGAACAGUCCAAUCAGACGGUGACAGUAGACUUCUGUCAGGAGAUGACCGAUAAAUGUACCACUGACGAACAGCCGAGAAAGGACUGUGCCUAGUGACAGUGUUUGUUUGUUUGUUUGUUUGUUUUGAAUUUUUUUUUAACCUUUUUUAUUAUUUUUAAAAAAAAAAAAUUCUUAUUAUUUAAUUUCGUUACAUUUUCUGACAAACCCCUGAAAGUUUAUGGGGUGUUAAGAUGGUCAGCCUCUGCCAGUGUUCUAUGAAUCUUUUUGUUUGUUUGUUUGUUUGUUUGUUUGUUUUUAUAUAUUUAUGUCUUUUUUUUCCGUGUGUGUCUUUUCGUUUUGCCUAUUUUUUUAACGGUUGACACUACAGUUGUCUUAACAGCAGCAAUACUGUUACUCCAGGUUCUCUCGGGCUCAGGCACGGCUGAAGAGUCUCGCGUAAAAAAAAAAAAAAAAAAAAAAGAAAAGAAAAAGAACAAAAAAAAAAGAA
Molecule: messenger RNA, 4896 nt
Organism: Ictalurus punctatus (channel catfish)
Lineage: Eukaryota; Metazoa; Chordata; Actinopteri; Siluriformes; Ictaluridae
Gene: bach2b
Product: BTB and CNC homology 1, basic leucine zipper transcription factor 2b
Exons: 5
Coding region: 2130-4502 (790 amino acids)
Biological process (GO): regulation of transcription by RNA polymerase II
Molecular function (GO): protein binding; DNA-binding transcription factor activity, RNA polymerase II-specific; RNA polymerase II cis-regulatory region sequence-specific DNA binding
Source: RefSeq, a predicted model, not a curated record